This is a messenger RNA of Phasianus colchicus (ring-necked pheasant), 1775 nucleotides long. RefSeq names its product pancreatic progenitor cell differentiation and proliferation factor like (gene PPDPFL). The record is from RefSeq and is a predicted model, not a curated record. Gene Ontology annotation, biological process: cell differentiation; multicellular organism development. Lineage: Eukaryota; Metazoa; Chordata; Aves; Galliformes; Phasianidae.
GCCGCCCGCGACUCAUAUAGGAGCGGAUCGGGACCCGGCCCGGCACUCGGUGAGGAGUGAGCGGCCCCGUGUUUAUCUUUUAGUCCGAGAGAAGCAUUCUACUCGCUGCCAUGGCCUCGGUACCCUCCCCCGGAUGCCUCCUGGCCAAGAACCAGUACUACCGCACAAGGCAGAACUCUGAAUCCAGCGUUUCUUCCAGCUCCUCCUGCUGUUCCGAUCCUGUGAGUGUUGCAGAACAGGACAAAGCAUUUCAUGGGUUACCUGAAUUACUCGAUAAAUGCUGGUGGAUAAAAAGCUUUUUCCAUUGUGAACCAUCUCCGCCAACUGUUGGCAGAAAAGCACUAUCAGCAAGCAGUACCAACAGUUGAAUAUGAAAGCAAGCUGGAUUACUGUCUAAGAUUCUGCGCACGGACUUAUUUUUCCAAGAGGCUUGGGAUCUUCUGAGUGUCUGGGUUCAGCUGCAAGAAGAAAACAAAACCUUUACGAGGGACAAAAGGUGUACUUUCAAAAGAUGUCAGUAUCUUAAAAACUAUUGUAUAAUGGACAUGUCCAUGGCUUACCUUCUUCAUUAUGGAGUUGCUAUAAUUUUAGAUAACUCUAAUGAAACUUACUUGGAUUAAAUAUCCUGAUGACUUAUUUGGAUACUAAGAAAAAGAAAACAACAGUAAGAUAGUAUAGAUUUAAAAGUAUGUGUAUGGAAUGACUUUGCAAUAGGUGAUACUUACCUGAAGUUUUACCUGUUAAGAUAUCAGCUCUUAGACAUUCACUGCUGUAAAUGCAUCACGAACAGAUCAGUCCUACUCUAUUGUGUGUAUUUUCUACCGGCUGUUCUAUAUCAGUUAUAGGCAUCAGAGUUCACAAGGUUGUUUGCUAAUAGCUUUGCUUUUGGAAAGCCCAGUUACACAGAGAAGCAGUAAUCUGUUUGCUGUGUUCCAGCUGCAUGUGUAGACCCCAGCCACAAAUACUUAGAUAGACUUUUCAUUCACAUCUAUGCAUGGUCUUACUUGAGAACAGAAUAGCAGAGAUAGGGCUAAUCCUAAUGGACAUUGACAUCUUCCAAGCAGAUGAGUAAUCUUAAUCAGGGUUGAUAUUCACAGCUCUGUUUUACUUUUAAAUUACCCUCAUCUUCUUUGCUGUUUUUGAAAGACCUUCUUGUUCUCAAGUGACUAAUCCUAUCAGCAUUCACUGCUGUCCAUCAGUAUAAUAUGAAAGGUGUAAGAGCUGGCAAAGUAUUCAACUCAAAAUGAUAACAUUAAUGUUAAUAACAAAGUCUGUCUUUGUCAGGAUACAUGCUAUUGAAAUAUACUGUAGUAUGUUUUCAUUUGGUCUUAAGCACUGCAAAGCAGUGAUUGUUUGUUCUACUGGGGAUGGCUAAAAUGGAUCAAAGGUCAUAGAAAAUAACAUAUUUGGCUGGAUGACAUCACUUCCGUGUGUUUAUUUGUGCAAUUUUUUUUUAAUGUAUCAUCACUAAGUCUGUCUGGCCUUUGUCCAUCACUGGAUGAAGCAACAGUAACAAACAUCAAUGUAAUUUUUUUUUAAUUAUAGAUUAGUGGUUGUCAUGGUAAUGCUUAGAACUAUGAAGUGUAUCAAGUGGCUGAUUUGGUUUUGGUGUAGGCAAUAAAUGUUUGCCCCAUGACCACAGAAAAGAAUGCAAUGAUGGGAAUAUGGUUUCAGGAAUCCUCAAAUCUCUUUGUUAUGCCUUUUUCCCCUAUCACUAUUGUGCAAUUUCAUUAUUGUCCUUUCUCUAACUGUACAGAAUGAACUAUUUUUGUAUG